Messenger RNA from Neocloeon triangulifer, 918 nucleotides. Its product is annotated as protein javelin-like. The record is from RefSeq and is a predicted model, not a curated record. Bases 139 to 666 code for a protein of 175 amino acids. Lineage: Eukaryota; Metazoa; Arthropoda; Insecta; Ephemeroptera; Baetidae. The transcript has 2 exons.
CAAAUAUUCCCAUGGUGGCAGAAACGCGUGAUCUGCGAUGGGUGGGGACGAUUUGGAUGGACGAACGGAGGGACGGAGGCAGCAGGCUGGAACGCCGCAGUUGCGAAAACGACGUGGUCGCUGACAAAUGGACCACCGAUGCUGGCAGGUAGCAAGAGCAUGCGGCCGAGCGUGGUGAAGGUCUUGCGCAAGGACAGCAGGCCCGAACAGACCGACGGUCGCUUUUUCUGUCCGCAGAACCCGAGCAACCGGGAGGUGCUGGACUCGGAGCUGCCCAGUCCAGACACGGUUCGCCGCGCCUUGUCCUUCUUCGAGCUCAAGGCCGUCCCGCCGCGUCAGCCGCGACAGAUCAUAGUGGGCGGCGACGAGAGGAGUGUCCAAUCGGACACGUCGGACGAAGACUGCGAGUCCGAAGAGGAGAGCAAGGCCGUGUCCAGGCAGACGAUGGAGCGCAUCAGGGCGCAGGGGUGCAGCGUGACCUACUUCGGCGGCCGCGUCGUGGCCAGCAACCAGAAGCACUCGCCCACCAGAAGGGUGCUGCAGGAGAUUCUGCAGACAAGACAGAGGAGCCUCGUCCAACUUUCCGCCGCCAAGAGCCGCCUCGUCAAGAGCAACAGCUGCGACAGCAGACUUGAGAUUCUCGUCUUUGACAAUGAGAUCCUCUGAAGCUUUCAAAUUGUUAAAAAAAAAAUGUAUAAAAUGGACAAUCUAAAUUUAAUUAAAUUGUAAAAAAUGAAGAAUUUAAAUCUAAAGUAAUUUAAAGAAGGAAAGGAUUUAUUUGCAUUUUGUAAUUUUUUUUCUUCGUCAAAAAACUUUAUAAAACAAAUAAUGUUUAAAAAAUUAAUGAAUUAUUUAAAAAGAAAAACUACUUUUUGCAGUGAAUCAUAAAAUUAUUAAAUAAAAAUUUCCAUCGUUAAA